UAGCUCUCAAUUUGACGUUGUCAUCGGGUGUACUCAACCGAGAGGGAAUCCAUUGCCCUGGAUAACUGUAGUUACGUCUGCUGCUGUACCCACACUUCCGCUCUGCAAGAGGCACGCGUCCAGGCAUUCACCGACACAAAGAAAGGUCGUUAUGUCGGAUGAGGAUUCGCGUGCCAGCGUUAGUUCUUCUUCCUCAAUUUAUCAGCAGUUAAAAAUAAACGCGCCUAAGAAACGAGCAGAAAGCAAAGCCAUCAUGAGCAAGACCUCCAAACUCCUCUCCACCAGCGCCAAAAGAAUUCAGAAGGAGUUGGCUGACAUUACUUUGGAUCCACCACCGAACUGCAGUGCGGGUCCAAAAGGGGACAACAUCUAUGAGUGGAGAUCCACCAUCCUGGGGCCACCAGGCUCUGUGUACGAGGGAGGGGUCUUCUUCCUAGAUAUCGCCUUUACACCAGACUACCCCUUCAAACCACCCAAGGUGACGUUCCGUACCAGGAUCUACCACUGUAACAUCAACAGUCAGGGUGUGAUCUGUCUGGACAUCCUGAAGGACAACUGGAGCCCCGCCCUCACCAUCUCCAAGGUGCUGCUGUCCAUCUGCUCCCUGCUCACUGACUGCAACCCUGCUGACCCUCUGGUAGGAAGCAUCGCCACCCAGUACACAACCAACAGACCAGAGCACGACAGGAUAGCCAAACAGUGGACCAAGAGAUACGCCACAUAGAUACACAGGACUGGGUCGUAUUCAUUAGGCACUACAUGGACUUGUCCAAUAACAAAAGUUAAUUUGUUUCCCAUAGCAAAACGUUUUCUGUUGCAUGCCCUAACAACUACGACCCUGGGCAACAUGAGAGGGGGAGGUUAGGGGGUGUCAGAGCUCCUUCUGGGAUGGAGUUGGGGGGGGAACAGGAAGGGUAGAGAAUAGGGGAGGAUAUUUAUCUUGGAAUUUAAGUCUUCAUCUCCUGAUAUUUUGUUUAUGGUAUUUAAGUUCUCCGACCCGUAUAUUAGCAUCUAUUUUGGCAAUAAUGCUUUUCAAUCUGUUUCCUUGAAGUUCUUUAAAAUGAUUUAAUUUUUAGCUAAUUGUGCUUCGAAAGGAAAUUAAUUCUACAUGUUUGGUCUGUUUAUAUAAACAAACCUGUCACACACAG
Oncorhynchus tshawytscha (Chinook salmon) is the source of this 1148-nucleotide messenger RNA. Its product is annotated as ubiquitin-conjugating enzyme E2 E1. Gene Ontology annotation, biological process: protein polyubiquitination. NCBI's taxonomy places the organism in Eukaryota, Metazoa, Chordata, Actinopteri, Salmoniformes, Salmonidae. Gene Ontology annotation, cellular component: nucleus. The transcript is spliced from 6 exons. The record is from RefSeq and is a predicted model, not a curated record. Gene Ontology annotation, molecular function: ubiquitin conjugating enzyme activity. The coding region runs from base 152 to 724 and encodes 190 amino acids.